Messenger RNA from Podarcis lilfordi (Lilford's wall lizard), 35896 nucleotides. The record is from the annotation of a GenBank genome assembly. Lineage: Eukaryota; Metazoa; Chordata; Lepidosauria; Squamata; Lacertidae.
AGCCGGGAAAGGAAGGAGAGGGCGGCAGCAGCAUUUGCAUGAGCAGCGGGAAGAGCCAGUGUGUGGGGGGAGUGUGUGUGUGUGUAUGCGCGCGCGCGCGCCUCUCUCCGUUUCUCGCUCGCUAUAUAGGAUGUGCCGCGGAAUGGGUGGCUCGUUGCUGUAGGCGCGCGUGCGGCUCGCCCUGCCUUUGGCGAGCAGCUUUUUGCAGCGCCGCCGCCGCCGCUGCUCUCCUCCUCCUCACCACCGGCAAGGCAAGCGAUCCCGGCAGGCUCUGGCUUUUCCCGGCUGCCAUCUCCUCCUCCUUCUCCGCCUGCCUGCCUGCCCUCUCUCUCUCCCAUUUUCCUCCGCUGGGAAGCCUCGAUGUGCUGCUGCCAAUGGCCGGGGCACAGCCAGGGGUGCACGCUCUCCAACUGCAGCCGGUCCGCGUCUCGGCCAGCCUCAAGAAAGGCACCGUCUUCGUCAAGUGGGACGAUGUAAGUUUGUGGAGCGCGCCGCCUCGGCCGCCCUUUGCCCGACCUUCCUUGCUCCCUCUCCCCGCUCACCUUGAUGGAUGGAGGGUGCCGGGAUGGAAGGGGGAAACGCUCCGCGUAAUUACGCAACGGCCAGAGCGCAUCGGCCGGGGGGGCUCGCCACAUGUGCGGGAUGGUGCCUCGCCGAGGGCGCGCGGUGCUCAUCGGGCUCGGUGGCUGGGUCACACACAAACACGUGUCUGAGAUGGGCUCUGCUGAGACGCAGAAUCGGGGAUCGGGUCAAAUUUCAGCUGCUUCUGGGCACGCAGGGGUUUCCCAAGUGGCCCUAGCUCCGGAGCAGAGUACAUGCUGGGGUAGCUCGGUCGGUAGAGCAGGAGACGCUUGAUCUCAGCGUCGUGGGUUCGAGCCCCAUGUUGUGCAUGCUCCUUGCACGCCAGCGGAUUGGAACAGAGGACCCACGCCGUCCCUUCCAACUCUACAAAUCUAUGUUUCUACGAUUCAGUGCUUUGCAUGCCGACGAUUCCAGGUGUGAGCCAGUCCAGCCAAAGGAGCAUAGGGCUGGGAAAGACUUACUCUUGAGAGACAGGCAAGGGAGGUGGGCAUGAAUGGAAUUUGUACCAGUGGGCUUGACUGGGGAUCUGGCAGUUCUCCCUAUGUAUUGUCCAUUGCUGGUGCUUCUGGGAAAAAGCAGAAAUGUCUAUAAAGUGGAGUGGUGGAGGCAGAGUUGGGAUUAGGUUAUGCCAUUUCUUUUUCCGAAAGGAUGGAUGGAUGGCAUGGAGAUGAAGAAGCAAAAAUGCUGUUGCAUGGGUUGCGAAGCAUCCUGACAAAUGCAGGGUCCUGCGAGUGGGUGGGAUGGGCGAGUGCAGGUGCUGCCAGCCUUAAAGUUGGGAGAGAAGCAGGAAGGUGGAGCCGGUCUGAUUUUUCUGUGGCGAAACAUUGGAAGAGCAUUGGUUCCCAACGAGUUACCCUUGGCAACAAGCAACUCAAAUGCAUUGAUGUGGAUUUAGACAAGCAGUUUGGUGCUUGUGUUGAGAAGAAACGGGCACAGCUUUUUUGUGUAUGUGCAUAGCCUAGUGUGCACACAUACAGAGAGAGUUUUUGAAGGGAAAAUAAUAAUAGAAUUGUAGUGUGUGGUCCAUCCCCCUGCCAUGUUUCUAAGUGGAACUUGGAACUUGGAACUGGAUAUUAUUAUUUUUUAAAGAAAGUUUGCUACUUGAUCUUUUCCUUAAAAAUUGUUUUUUGCACUCUUUAGUGCCCUGUUUAGAUGCAGAAACCUCUCCGUAAGCUAGUCUUCACUCAGUUUCUCAGGUCCUCAUAGUUUUUGCUGUCAUAUAAUUACUUAUUAUGGGUGCAUACAGUGACAUUGGUAAAUUGAGUGUUACAGAGUUCCAUAGGCAAAAGUAGGAAGACCUCCGUUGCCCAGAAAGCUUGCACUCUAAAACAGAUAACUGAGGACAUGGGAGGCAUAGAGAGAAGGUGGUAAUAGGUUUGACAGUACAGUUCUACGUAUUUAGAAUCUAGUUUAUUUUUGCUUCUUUAUUACCGUUGUAUUCCACAAUUUGCCUUUUAAGGCAAAGGUUAUAAAGUGAAGUUGUUUUGUUAUGGGGCAUGGUGUUUUUGCACCUUACCUUCUGGCUUUGUUAGUGUUGAGGGCAGAAAUUGGCACAUGUGGUGAGAGCAUCACUGGCUCAAGUAACAAGCAGUUAUUUACAAAGUGACACCUCUUCCCCCUUCUGGCGUGACCCUUGUUUUGAUAGGCAUAGGAACAAGCAAGAGUACACUGUGGUCUUGUUCUCACAGGUAUUCCACCUGCACCUAGACUGUAUCACGGCAGGUGGGGGCUCACAUCACUGAGUGCUUGGCCAUAAAAAAAAAUAAAAACAUGAAACCUGGAAAACUAAUUUGCUAACAUAAUUGCUAACAAGACUUCUCUGUGCAUCGCUUUAUAGAGAAGGUGGCUUGGUUUAUUCCUUGCGGCGCUCUCUCUUGAACUUGGAUUCCCCCUGUGCUACAGCUUCAGAAUUUGGAUUUGUAAGUGGAGAUCCUAAAGCAGAAAAAGAAAGAAAAGUUCUUUCCACUUCUACCUGAAUUUAAGCUAAUAGGUUAUUUUAACAGGUUGUGUUGUUUAAGUUAACAGGUUAUGUUAUUUUUGUUUCUCAUUUCCUGUUACAGUGGACACUAGUUGGAGUGGGUUUUGCUGGAUGCAGGAAUAGCAAAAAUAUUCUUUCUCAUAUAGAAGGAAAGAUGCUGUGAAGCUGAAGCUUGUUUUUUAAAAUGAAGAGUGACAGUUCCAAUCGUGCUUUAUUUCCAUAUCUCUGGUCUUGAUGUCUACAUAUAGUCUAAUGGAGCAGUCAGGCACAGGCAGUGGUUAAACAGCUUAAGAUAAAAAGUGUUUCCGUUGGGGCUUUAGCACUGAUAAGCCCUUUCAACUGGGGAGGAUACGGGACUUGUUUGUGACCCUAACGGGUGUUUAAGUGUAGCAAACUGAAUUGAGGGAGAGCUGGCAUUUCAAUAAGCCUUAAAAAUUAAAUUCAUAGAUGCCCAAACAUGCAACUGGCUGAGAACAGCUUAUCAGAAACAUUGCAAGAUCUGGAUUCUGAACAGAAUUGCUGGUGACCUGUGAAACAGUGCAUUUAUAAUCCACUUUAUGGGUUCAGAAGACACAACUUUUCAUGAGGAAGAUGUUUAAGAGCAACUGUCUUCCUCUUAGUGAGGAAAGAAUGCAUGUCAGUGCCCAUCUAGCAUAUAAUUGGGUUGCAGUACAAUUAACUCGGCUGCUAUUGAAAUGUUGCUUUAAAGGGGAUAAGAUUGUUGGUUUUAAGUUGCCCAGCCAGGUCUUGAUGGAUUUGAUCACAAGAAUUUCUCUUUUGGUCUGCAGCAGCCUCCUGAUGUUGUUGGACUUCCAGAUCUCAUCAUCUCCAGCCAGCAGGGUCAAGGAUGAUGGGAGUUGUCCUAAACAUUUGGAAGGCAGCAAAGACAAAAUGAGGUGCCAAGCAUUUCCGAACACAUGUUGGCUUUUCGGUGUAUAGCGUCAGAGGAGCAAAUGCAAUGCAUUGGUUAAAAAUAUGGCAAUAUGGCAAAUAUGGCAAAUAUGGUGCAGUGAAGGCAUGUUUUGGUAGAAGUCGGGAUCAAAGACAUUUCUGCAGUUCCUUCACUAAGGAAAAAUCAGUGCUCAUGCAUUGGGUACCAAAGGGAGGCAAAGGACAGGAUUACAAGGCAGGCACCUCUUAUUGAAUCAAACAAUUGUAGAGUUGGAAGGAACCCCGCGGGUCAUCUAGUCCAACCCCAAAUAGUGAAGGUGCCCUUGGUUAUACCAACUGAUUUGGAGAACAGCUGCAGCUCAAUGGUAGAGCAUCUGCCUUGUCCAUUCCCUGACACCGCAAGGGGGGAACAUCUGAAAACUUGGGACGUUGUUACCAGUCAGCGUGGCAAUAUUGAGCUAGACAGACCAGUGGUCACUGACCUCCUUUCCUAUAUGUGCAACAAUGUCCUAAAUAAUCUGUGUCACUAAUAGCAGCUGCGACAAACUGCGGGAGCACCUGUGGGUAAAGUUAGAUCAGCGUCUUCUGUGGCCGAGUUUUCGAAAUGCUUGCAGGCAGCUGUUCCAUCAGUGCUGGCUUCAGAUAUGUCAGGCAGGUCACAGACGACGUGUUCUUUGAAAAGAGGGUUUAAAAGACCAUGCCUGAAAUUACCUCCUCUCGUUCUGUCUAUGCUCUUGGCAUCAACAUCAAGCAGUGUAAAAGCUGUGUGUUUAUGUCAAGUCCUGGAAGUGUUGCUAUGCUUCGAACAGCAAUGAACAAACUCUGACCUCUCUGAAAGUUAAAGAGCUUUGUAUAGAACUGGUCCUGGGAACUAGAACCACAGUUAGCCCUAAGGUCACAAAUAAAUAAAACCAACCAGUGUAUGCGGCGUGUCUCUCGUUCUAAUCCUAAAGCCAACUAGAUGUGACAGUUCUGUGAUCAGAUCUGAUGUCUGUUCCGAAAGAGGCCAUGGGGGACAGGUGGGGACAGUUUAAUUCCUUUCUCUCUCUCCUCUGCUCCCAUUCAACAUCCCGUAGCUACUACGAACUGUGAAAACAGUGGAAACAAAUCUUGUCCUAUUUUUGCCCUAUGUGGCUGAGGGUGCUUUCACACAGCAGGUUGCUGUGAACUCGGUGAUGCUUGUUUUUUGGGGGGUUUCUUUAUUAUCUUUCUCAUCAAAAUGCUGUCCCAUUUCCACCUCCCUCCCUUUAAUCUGGAUUUACUGUUUCUGAGUUUUUAUUUGAACUUUUCCAUGGAAUCUGGAUCAAAUGGGAAAAUAAUACAAGGUGGCAUUGGGAUGCAGGUAACAACAUGCAAAACUUGCACGCAAGAGCAGUCACUAAGUCCACAAUACAGUGGUACCUCGGGUUAAGUACUUAAUUCGUUCCAGAGGUCCGUUCUUAACCUGAAACUGUUCUUAACCUGCAGGACCACUUUAGCUAAUGGGGCCUCCUGCUGCUUUCACGCCGCUGGAGCCCGAUUUCUGUUCUCAUCCUGAAGCAAAGUUCUUAACCUGAAGCACUAUUUCUGGGUUAGCGGAGUCUGUAACCUGAAGCAUAUGUAACCUGGGGUACCACUGUAAACUCUUUCUUGGAAGUGCUCUAAUAGCAACACCUAAUAGAGUGGUUUGUAUGAAAGGUUUAAAUCCCACUAUUCUGCAACUUCAACCCAAAUAAAAUACAUUGGAAGAGUCAAUUGCAGAUCUAUGUGGCUUUCAUAGUCUGGCCCUUAGUACCAAGAGACAACAUAUUGAUGUGCACAAAGAGUGCAGUGUUUGAAAUUAGCCAGGCGCAUUUGCACCUGGCUGUUGGCCACUUGCGACCAAUAAUAAUGAUUUAAUAAUUAUUGGGCGUCCCAAGUAAAGCUGUCCGAGUGCCAUCCUGGCACCUGACAUCUCCACCACCUGGAGGUGCAUGCCUGGGGAUCAUUGGAUCUUGACUGUUUUCACACACUAGCAACACAUCCUGUAGAAUUCUAUCUUGUUCUAUUUUAUCUGCCCAAUCAGAAUGAAUUUCAGGAGCCAAAAUGCUUUCUCUGUGCAGCCUGAGCAGGAGCAGUCACCAUUAAGAAAAAUAGGUCAGAAUAGGCCAAUAUAUAUGUGGACAGUCCCUGGGUCCAGUAAUUCCCUCCCCCCUUAACUACUUUAACUACUCCUCAGCUGCUGCUUAAGUCCUCCCCCCCUUAAGUUCUUAACCUAGCUCAAGGUUGUCAUCUGAACUAACCAGAUGUUUAACUGAGCAUCUAUCACAUUCAGUCCGUCAUUUGAAAAAUAAGACUUUAGAGCUGCCUUAAAGGUAAAGGUAAAGGACCCCUGGACGGUUAAGUCCAGUUAAAGGCGACUAUGGGGUUGCAGCACUCAUCUCACUUUCAGGCCGAGGGAGCUGCGUUUGGCCACAGACAGCUUUCUGGGUCAUGUGGCCAGCAUGACUAAAAUGCUUCUGGCACAACGGAACACCGUGACGGAAACCAGAGCGCACGGAAACGCUGUUUACCUUCCCGCUGGAGCGGUACCUAUUUAUCUACUUGCACUGGUGUGCUUUCGAACUGCUGGGUUGGCAGAAGCCGGGACAGAGCUCAUCCCAUCACGGGGAUUCGAACCGCCGACCUUCUGAUCGGCAAGCCCAAGUGGCUCAGUGGUUUAGAAAACGGCAACUAGACAUUCCCUUUUGGCGACUGCAACCUUGGUUUAAGGAGCCAUUUGGUGCCUAGCUUAUAUAUCUGAGUCUAUAACACUCAAGAGUGCAUGUCCUGGGAUGUGGAAAAUCUUUUGGGAGCUACAUCAAAUUGGGCCCACUGGAUCUGUUGUAAUCCAGAUGUGAGACAUGUCUGGAUUCUGAUGUCCGUUCAGUCCGAAGUUGUAUUAAAGUCCAAUGCAGAUAAAACACUGUAUAGGAUCCUUCAUGCCAAUCUCCACUCCCCCCAGUGUAUGCCUGCCCCUCUUUCCCCACCCCUCUACAUCUGUCUGUUGAUCCAGCCUUCAGAUUUCAAGUUGAUGAACAGCAGAAGCAGGUACACCAAAGCAGGAUGGAAAGUAUCCUUGCCAUGCCACUGCAGCUUAAGUGCUUCCAAAGCAGAAUAGGAAUGCGCGAGGGAUAAUCCCAUCUGAUUAAUGGGCAGGUUCUGGGAAAGUUGUGAGCUCAGGCGGCAACAGCAAAAAAUGUAAGCUUUAACUACUCCUGAGCUGCCCAGGUAAGAUGCAAAACUGAAAUGAGACAACAUUUUGGGAUGUAAUCCCUUUAUAGCACCUUUGGAGAACCUUUGCUAUUGGGAAAGGCUAAAUGCCCUGUACUUCUUUGGAAGCUUUACUUCAGGGGUAGGCAACCUAAGUCCCCGGGGCCAGAUUGCCUUCUCAAUCCGGCCUGCGGAUGGUCCGGAUAUCAGCGUGUUUUUACAUGAGUAGAAUGUGUGCUUUUAUUUAAAACGCCUCUCUGGGUUAUUUGUGGGGCAUAGGAAUUCGUUCAUAUUUUUUUCCAAAAUAUAGUCCGGCCCACCACAUGGUCUGAGGGACGGUGGACCGGCCCAUGGCUGAAAAAGGUUGCUGAUCCCUGCUUUAGUUAGUGCAGGACGCAGCAAGAACUUAUUUUUUAAAAAGAAAAAAAGCUACCAUGUACUUUAAAGUUUAUUUUUAAUAGUGCAAGCACAAAUCCCAGUGAAUAAAUAUAAAUUGACUAAUUGCUGUGCUUGAAUAAGCCACUGCUAAUGCGCUCAGAGCCCUCAUCGCCCUACCGGGUGAUAAGCCGUGUUUGCAGCACAAUUUUAUGCAUUGUUUAGUAACACUGUUUACUUAGAAACAAUUCCCACAAAGUUCACUGGAGUAAGUGGGAUAGUAUUGUAGCCUUGCUGAUGCCUCCUCGGGGCCUGAUCCCAUCCAAAGGGUGAAAAGGAUUUUGCACUUGGCUGAUCUUGGUAGAUCUUGAGAGUGAGGAGGAGGGAGUGGGUCCCAUGAUCAAUUUCAAAUGUGCCUGUUGUAGAAUCCUCUGCACCUAGUUGGCUGUAGGAAAGCCAUAGCUCAGUUGUAGCAUGCAUGUUUUUUUUUAAUCUUAUCUUGUUUCUACCCUGCAUUUUCAGUGCAGCCCCCUUGUAUGCCAAAGGUCCAAGGCUCAGUUCAAAAGGCUUUGCAAACAGCAGGUCUGGACAAAUCCUCUACCUGAGAUGUUAGAGAGCGGACGCUGGUCCCAGCUCACUGGCUUUCCAUACCUUGCUACCCUCCUUAGCUUUUUCUUCUCCUAAAGAUACUAAUAAUAAUGUAUAAUAAUAAUUUAUUAUUUAUACCCCGCCCAUCUGGCUGAGUUUCCCCAGCCACUCUGGGUGGCUCCCAGUCGAGUGUUAAAAACAAUACAGCAUUAAAUAUUAAAAACUUCCCUAAACAGGGCUGCCUUCAGAUGUCUUUUAAAGAUAGGUUCCCUUUAACCUCACUUCUCACAAUGAGGGAAUCGCCAGAAGGCCCUCGGCGCUGGAUCUCAGUGUCCAGGCUGAACGAUGAGGGUAGAGAUGCUCCUUCAGGUAUACUGGGCCGAGGCCGUUUAGGGUUUUAAAGGUCAGACCAACACUUUGAAUUGUGCUCGGAAACGUACUGGGAGCCAAUGCAGAUCACUCAGGACCGGUGUUAUAUGGUCCCGGCAGCCACUCCCAGUCACCAGUCUAGCUGCCACAUUCUGGAUUAAAUGCAGUUUCCGGGUCACCUUCAAAGGUAGCCCCACAUAGAGCACAUUGCAGUGGUCCAAGAUAUCCUGCAAGGCAGCAGAAGUUUAGGCGCAGAGUCUUCCUUCUCCUAGAUGGGCUACCUUCCCUGGUUGACGAACCCCACUUGCCCCUUAAUUGUCUUAAAAUAGCUCCCCCUUCCUUUAGAUGAUAACGUAUGUUAGUUCACUUCAAUACAGUAUUGGGGAGCCCAGGUAACCACUGCCUUGCACAAUCGACCGCAAGACAUGGAGCACACACACCAUUUGAAUGGCAAUGUUCAUCAACUUGGGGGGGGGGGGAGCGAGCCCCUAAAAUAUUUUAUUUUUUUAUUUUUUAUAUAAGAUAUUUAUUAAGGUUUUUUGAAAUAUUACAGUGAAAAUGAAAAAGAAAAAAGAAAAAUACAAAAUAAAAACAGUUAAAAACACACAUAUUUUCUAUUACUUAUUUUCCUUUAGCUUGUUUCCCGGACCUCCUCGUACCUCCCUUUUUGUAUUCCACUUCAAUUUAUUGGUUCAGCAAAUCCUUACCAUUAGAUUUUAACCCAUUUAUAACCCUUUUUCAUAUUCUCUUAGAACAUUACAGCUGGAAACCGCUUAAUUACUAUCCAACAUCAUUCUAUCAUUCAUUAAUUUUACAAUAUUUCUGUAAAUAGUCUUUAAAUUUCUUCCAAUCUUCUUCCACCGACUCUUCUCCCUGGUCUCGGAUUCUGCCAGUCAUUUCUGCCAAUUCCAUAUAGUCCAUCACCUUCAUCUGCCAUUCUUCCAAAGUGGGUAGAUCUUGUGUCUUCCAAUACUUUGCAAUGAGUAUUCUUGCUGCUGUUGUAGCAUACAUAAAAAAGUUCUGUCCUUCUUUGGCACCAAUUGGCCGACAAUGCCCAGAAGAAAGGCCUCUGGUUUCUUCAAGAAGGUAUAUUUAAAUACCUUUUUCAGUUCAUUAUAUAUCAUUUCCCAGAAAGCCUUAAUCCUUGGGCACGUCCACCAAAGGUGAAAGAAUGUACCUUCAGUUUCUUUACAUUUCCAGCAUUUAUUGUCGGGCAAAUGAUAGAUUUUUGCAAGCUUGACUGGGGUCAUGUACCACCUAUAUAUCAUUUUCAUAAUAUUCUCUCUUAGGGCAUUACAUGCCGUAAACUUCACACCUGUGGUCCAUAACUGUUCCCAGUCAGCAAACAUAAUAUUAUGUCCAACAUCUUGUGCCCAUUUAAUCAUAGCAGAUUUCACCGUUUCAUCCUGAGUAUUCCAUUUCAACAGCAAGUUAUACAUUCUUGACAAAUUCUUAGUUUUGGGUUCUAACAGUUCUGUUUCUAGUUUUGAUUUUUCCACCUGGAAGCCAAUUUUCUUAUCCAAAUUAUAUGCCUCCAUUAUCUGAUAAUAAUGAAGCCAAUCUCUCAUUUUGUUUUUAGUUUCUCGAAACUCUGCAAUUUCAAUUUGUCUCCUUCUUGUUCCAAAAUUUCCCAAUAUUUCGGCCAUUUGGCCUCCAUAUUGAGCCUUUUCAGAGCUUUCGCUUCCAUCGGUGACAACCACCUUGGGGUUUUAUUUUCCAAUAAAUCCUUGUAUCUUAUCCAAACAUUAAACAGUGCUUUCCUGACAAUAUGAUUUUUAAAUGCUUUAUGUGCUUUGACCUUAUCAUACCAUAAAUAUGCAUGCCAUCCAAAUACGUUGUUAAAACCUUCUAAAUCCAAAAUGUCUGUAUUUUCAAGAAGUAGCCAUUCUUUCAACCAGCAAAAAGCUGCUGAUUCAUAAUAAAGUUUAAAGUCUGGCAGGGCAAAUCCACCUCUUUCCUUUGCAUCAGUUAAUAUCUUAAAUUUUAUUCUGGGCUUCUUGCCCUGCCAGACAAAUCUAGAAAUAUCUCUCUGCCACUUCUUGAAACAGUCCAUCUUGUCCACAAUUUGCAAUGUCUGAAACAAAAACAACAUUCUAGGCAAUACAUUCAUUUUUAUCACAGCAAUACGACCCAACAGUGAAAGCUUCAAAUUUGACCAGAUUUCUAAAUCUUUUUCACUUCCGUCCAACAUUUUUCAUAAUUAUCUUUAAAUAAGUUCCCAUUUUUGGCUGUCAUAUUAAUCCCCAGGUAUUUCACUUUCUUAACCACAGUCAGGCCUGUCUCAUUCUGAAACCUCUCUCUUUCAAUCGGUGUUAAAUUUUUCUCUAAAACCUUAGUUUUUAGCUUGUUCAAUUUAAAUCCUGCCACUUGACCAAAUUCUUGAAUUAAUUCUAAAACCCUUUUAGUACUAGAUUCUGGCUCCUGUAACGUCAAUACUAAGUCAUCUGCAAAUGCUCUCAGUUUGUACUGUUUGGCUCCGACCUGUAUACCUUUAACCAACCGGUCCCUUCUAAUCAUAUUCAGCAGAACCUCCAGGACCGAUAUAAAAAGCAGUUGGGAGAUUGGGCACCCCUGUCAUGUCCCUUUUUCUAUCUUAAAUUCUUCCGUCACCACAUUAUUUACAAUUAAUUUAGCCUUUUGUUCAGAGUAUAUUGCACCUAUACCAUUUUCAAAACCUUGGCCUACCCUCAUCCCCUGUAGAUUCUUCUUCAUAAAGCUCCAAGAGAUAUUGUCAAAAGCUUUCUCCGCAUCCACAAAUAUCAGAACUGCUUUAGUGUUUAUGUUCACUUCUAGUUUUUCCAAAAUAUCAAUUAUAUUCCUCAAAUUAUCAGACAAGUGUCUUCCCGGGAGAAAGCCCGCUUGGUCUUUAUGAAUCUCUUCCAUCAAUACUUUUUUCAAUCUCUUGGCCAAAAUGUCUGCAAAAAUUUUAUAAUCCACAUUAAGUAACGAUAUAGGGCGGUAGUUCUUAAGCUGAGUCUUUUCAGUCUCUGUUUUAGGUAUAAGUGUAAUGUACGCCUCUUUCCACGACUCUGGUGCCCUUUUCCCUUCCGAAAUUUCAUUGCAGACUUCCUUCAAAGGUUGCAAUAUCCACUCUUUCAAGGAUCUAUAAUAUCUAGAAGUCAGCCCAUCCGGUCCUGGAGAUUUGCCCAAUUGCAUGUUUUGAAUGGCACCUUCCACUUCCUGUUCAGAUAUUUUAUAGUUCAGCAUUAAUUUACUUUCUUGAGAGAUUUUUGUAAUCCAUUUGUCUUCAAGAAUCGGUCUAUGUCCAUUUCUUUCUGUGGCCCUUGCGUGUAUAAUUGUUUAAAGUACCUCUGGAAACAGUUUCUAAUCUCAAUUGGGUUGUGUAUAUUCUUUCCUUCCACUUCUAAGUUUGUAAUAGUAUUUAAUUUUUGUCUUUUUUUCAUUUGCCAGGCCAACAAUUUCCCACAUUUAUUAGCUGAUUCAAAUGUUUUUGUCUCAUUUGUUUAAUUUUCCAUUCUAUUUCCUGAUUCAUCAUUUUCAUGUAUUGUACUUGAUAUAAUUUUAUUUCUCUCAGAAUCUCCUGCGACUUUGGUUUUGCUCUCAAUUUCUUCUCACUUUCUUUUAUUUUCUCCAAAAUUUUAUCUUUCUUCUCAUUCUGACUUCUCUUCUUUAUUGCAUUCUGUUGUAUCAGAAACCCUCUCAUGACCGCUUUGCUUGCAUCCCAGAUUACUCUUUUUUCUACAUUGGUGUUCAUAUUUAUUUCAAAAUAGUCUCUCAGAGUUUUUUGGGCCUUUUUAUAUACUUCUUCAUCUCUAAAUAAGGUGUCAUUCAUCCUCCAUCUGAAGGAUCCGGUUGAUAUUUGUUUCAUCUCCAUCCUUACAGCGUUAUGGUCGGAGCAGGUUUUUGGGCAGAUUUCUACUUUCUUUAUCUUUGGUGCCAUUCCUCUAGUUAUCCAUAUUUGGUCAAUUCUAGUCCAUGUCAUCUUGGCUUCAGAAAAGAAGGUUCCCUCUCUUCCCAAGGGGUUCUUUACUCUCCAGAUAUCCACUAAAUCUAUAUUGUCUGUCAUCUCAAAAAAAUGUUUUCGGUAGUCUACCAUCCUUGGUAACUACCUGUCUUUGUGCCUUAUCCAUGUUUGUAGAUACUACUCCAUUCAUGUCCCCCAUCAAAAUCAAAUUGUAAUCCAAAUAGUCCAGUAAAGUCUCGUGCAACUUUUUAAAGAAUUCAGAUUUCCCCUCAUUCGGUGCAAGCCCCUAAAAUAUUUUAUGGGUUGGCGAAGGGACCUGAGUCCUUAGGAGUUGGCUCCUAUGCUUACUUUGCAAUGUGGGAAGCUGGCCCUGCUGUUUUUGGGGGACCUCCUGCUCAUUCUGCAGAGGGAGGCCCUAGACUUCUGCUGCUAAGUCGUGCCCUGAUGGGGUUUAGCCUCCCCUUAAAGCAAUGACAAACCUAGACAGCAUCUUAAAAAGCAGAGACAUCACCUUGCCAACAAAGGUCCGUAUAGUAAAAGCUAUGGUUUUCCCAGUAGUGAUGGUUUUCCCAGAAGUGAGAGCUGGACCAUCAAGAAGGCUGAUCGCCGAAGAAUUGAUGCUUUUGAAUUAUGGUGUUGGAGGAGACUCUUGAGAGUUCCAUGGACUGCAAGAAGAUCAAACCUCUCCAUUCUUAAGGAAAUCAGCCCUGAGUGCUCACUGGAAGGACAGAUUGUGAAGCUGAGGCACCAAUACUUUGGCCACCUCAUGAGAAGAGAAGACUCCCUGGAAAAGACCCUGAUGUUGGGAAAGAUGGAGGGCACAAGGAGAAGGAGUCAACAGAGGACGAGAUGGUUGGACAGUGUUCUCGAAGCUACCAGCAUGAGUUUGUCCAAACUGCGGGAGGCAGUGGAAGACAGGAGUGCCUGGCGUGAUCUGGUCCAUGGGGUCACAAAGAGUCAGACACGACUAAACGACUAAACAACAACAACAACAACUUAAAGAUGCCCCUGUGCUUUUCCUCCACAGCCAGAGUUGCUUUCACUCUCUUCCCGUCUCCGUGUGGAACUGUGUCCCACCAGGAAAAGAGCUGAAGUGGAAGUGCAUAGGAGCUGGUUGUAUGUAGCUAGCUGCUCACUCCAUCUGUUAACAAGAGGGCACAAUCUCCCACAUAUUAUUACAGCACCGUUCUGGUGGAGAGAAGGCGACACGAAAAGCCAUUAUGCGACAUGAGAAAUGUUCCUAGCUGAUUUCCUGAAAAUGGCAUGAAAAGGCGAUGUUGCUCAGAGUGCAGCUUGCCUGUUCGGAAUUAAAUACCACCAUGAAUAGCAGUGCUGUGCAGAAAGAACAUGUGUUAAAUUUUCAGUUUCAAGGGAUCUGAAUAUCUCGACUAUGCCUUGCUUUUCUUAUGAGCCUAUACAGCUGCUAUAUGCUGAGCUGGACCACUGAUUCAUCUCUAACCCAAUGUAUUUUCCACUCUAGCUAGCAGCAGCAGCAGCAGCUUGCUAAAAUUUUGGUAAAGAUCCUUCUCAGCACCUGCUCCCUAAAAUUCUGCAUUUGAGAAGAAGAAGAAGAAGAAGAAGAAGAAGAAGAAGAAGAAUUUUUAAUUUCUAUCCCACCCUCCCUGGCCAGAACCGGGUUUCAGGGUGGCUAACAUCAAAAUAUAUAAUACAUUAAGACUUAAAAAUCAGCAAUCGACUGAAAUACAGCUUAAAAUCGGAUUAAAAUCAAAAUAAGAUCAGAUGGCUACCCGCAAAUUAUUGCUAUAGGGGUUGGGAACCUUAAGUCCUCACCAGACUCAGCUAUUUGUAUGAGCCGGUGAGAAGAGUUAGGCCACUUAUAUGCAGGGUCUUGUAAAAGGAGAGGGGUCAGACAGGGCCCUGACCAAAGGCCUGGUGGAACAGCUCUGUCUUGCAGGCCCAAGAAGCCAAGGGUCUGAACCUGAGACCUUCUGUGUGUGCCUGACUGCUGAGCCAUGGUCCCUCCAGAUUAAUUGGAGCAUUGAUCCAUCCAGUCCAAUUCCACUCUCACUGCCAGUGUUGCUCUUAGAUAUUUUCAGCCCUGCUACCCCUUCCACUGAAGAUGCUAGGUCAUUGCCUUUUCAGUGGUUAAAACCUUAAACACUCCUUAGGUAUCUAAGGGUACAAGGUAAUUUGAUUAGGUGUGUGAUUGCCAGAUUAUUACCACUAGGAUAGUAAGAGUGAAACUGAACCAUAUAAUUGGUUUAUCAAUUUAAUUUGCUAAAACAAUCACUGAACUUAAAAAACUAGGUUUGAUAUGUCCAAUAUAAAUAAGAAAUCUGCAAAUACAGUGAUAUCAAGUUCUGUUACCAAUCCUAGCAGAAGAAACUCAACUGUUGAUUCAGAUAUAAAUAUGGAUAUGAAAGAAUUAAUUUUGGGAUUGAAAAGAGACAUCUUAGAAAUGAAGAAAGAGAUGAAUGAAAAUGCUAGGACUACGGACCAAAAACUGGAUAGGAUGGGAAUGAAAAUUGACGAAAAUGCAAAGAUGGUGACAGAGUUAACAGGAAAAAUGAAUGAGUUAGUUGUAAAAAAUAUGGAGAUGUCAAAAACCGAACCUGGGACCUUUUGCCUGUAAGUUGCCCUGAGGUCAGAGGUAGGGAACUGGCCAAUGGCAUCAUGGGGCUGCAAGGAUCCCUUCUUGGCAGGGCCCAGUUACACUACCAUUCAUGGAUUGUCCCUGGAUAAAGUGACUUUUCUUCCUUACGUUCUCAAAGUUCUUAGCUUAGCUUAAGGUUGUCAUCUCAGCUGGCCACAUGUUUAACUGAUAAUCAAUCACAAUCAGUCGAUCGUUUGAAAAAUAAGACUUGAGAACCAUCUUGCCCCCAAAUGGCAACUAGACAUCCAUUUCCUUAAACUGUAACCUUGGUUUAAGGAGCCAUUUUGCGCCUAGCUUAUAUAUCUUGAGUUUCUAACACUGAUGUUUAGUGGGGUUUCCAUGGAGGUAAAAUCGAGAAGUAAAUGCUACGAUUGGUGCUGUGAAAUUAGCAUGUAGUGCAAAUCUUGUAGGACAAAGUGUCUUUCAUCCCAGAUACAUCUUUUUCUUAAGUGCCCUUCUGCAGAAGUAUGCUGGGCAGAAUGUAAAAAACAAAACAAAACCUUGGAUGGAAAGAGGUUACUGCUAGGCUGUUCCAUGCAUUGUUCUUUGGUUGGAGGCACAGGCCCAGUGAAUAAGUCAAAGUUAAUUGGGAAGUUGAACAGUAACAGAAGGUUUGCUCCCUGUAGUUCAGAAGAGGCUUUUGCCGAAGUUUGAGGCAGAGGCAAGAGGGGAAUGUUUUAAACUUUAACAUCGAGGAUUCCUGGUUUGAGCCAGUUGAACACAUUCUGAUCCCUCACCCCAACCAUAUAAAAUGGGCCCAUCCUGCUCUUUUGUUGUAAUUUAAAGUUCUGAAGUAGCCCUUGCUUCUUUAAAAUUUUGAUUGACACAAACUCAAAUGCUGCAUGGACUGAUCGAGCACGGUGUUCUUUCAAGCGACUUUGUGCUGGUCAGAAAACUAGCAGAGGGGCCAAUAGUAUUGAUGCCAGUGCCUGCCUCAGAAUCUGUUCUCAGAGCCAGAGCUUAAAGCUUGAAAAAGUGAAGUCAGAAUGGAUAAAAGUGCCUCUUGCCAGGUCUGGAGUACAUUUCAGUUGCUGCUGAGCCACUACAGUAGGGAGUCACCUUGUUACAUCAGGGUUAAGGGAAAGAUGAAACACUUUCAUCUCCUUUUAAAAGAUGCUAGUGUGGCAGGAAAGGGUUUCUAUUCUCCUCAAAUGCCUGACAGCCUUAAAUAAACCUGCCUCUACUCAAAACACCUACAAUAAGCUCAGCAGUGCAGUGCAUUUAAAGGGAAGAAAGGGAAGCUUGUUUUCAGUUGCAAUGUAAACUAUAUUAGAUCUGUGAUAGUUUUGCAUCUUCUCUUUUACCAGCAGAGCUCCUUUUAUUAGCAUCCUAUAUGACAGGCAUAGGCAAACUCAGCCCUCCAGAUGUUUUGGGACUACAACUCCCAUCAUCUCUGACCGCUGGUCCUGUUAGCUAGGGAUGAUGGGAGUUGUAGUCCCAAAACAUCUGGAGGGCCGAGUUUGCCUAUGCCUGCUAUAUGAGAACAGCAAACUCGUUCUCCAAGUCUGACUCCUGAUGCAGCCUAAACAUGUGUAUGGAUGGUUCCGUAGGCAGAGACUGAGAAACCCCAAAGUUUACAGAAAUACAAAAAAAUUGUUAGGAGGAGAGAAACUCUCAUGAGGGGCUGUUGCCCCGCCCCCAGUGUGUUCCCCACUUCAAUACAGAACAACAAACUCCUGUGUUGCAAACUUAACAAAACAAACAACACAAGCAACACAAAGGCCAGUAUACUAGAUAGCACUGUAGAUCUUAUUACAUAAUAUACAUGAUUUAGUACAACAAAAACAAAAUGUGUACACUUGUAAAUUCUCUAAUAUAUUUGAAAACAAAUGAACACUCUGACUGUUUCGCUGGAAUCUUCUUCAGCACAAUCCAUAGAUUAGAAAAAUGCACAAGGAGCAGUGGUCAUGAGGAUAUGUAACCACUCUAAACUAUGGGUUGUGCUGAAGAAGAUUCCAGCGAAACAGUCAGAUUAUCCGGGAUCCUACGUUGUUAUUCACUUACUACUUCGGCACCAUGAACGCCUAAAAAGUUUUACUGCUUAGCCCACAGGAUAGCAUCUAUUACUUUGUUUUAACCAUAGACUUAUUAUACUUCUACGGACUUUCAAAGAUUGACAGACGUGUGUUCAUUUGUUUUCAAAUAUAUUAGAGAAUUUACAAGUGUACACAUUUUGCUUUUGUUGUACUAAGUCAUGUAUAUUAUGCAAUAAGAACUACAGUGCUAUCUAGUAUACAGUGGUACCUUGGGUUACACAUGCUUCAGGUUACAUACGCUUCAGGUUACAGACUCCGCUAACCCAGAAAUAGUACCUCAGGUUAAGAACUUUGCUUCAGGAUGAGAACAGAAAUUGUGCAAUGGCAGCGCGGCGGCAGCGGGAGGCCCCAUUAGCUAAAGUGGUGCUUCAGAUUAAGAACAGAUUCAGGUUAAAAACGGACCUCCGGAACGAAUUAAGUACUUAACCCGAGGUAUCACUUUACUGGUCUUCGUGUUGCUUGUUGUGUUCCCCACUUCAGACUGAGCACGCUCAAAAACCACAGAAUGCUGAGUGUUUAUAUUAUUUUAACCAUUGGACUGGAAAUGGAGUGGGAGAUCCUAGAAGAGAGGGUUUGACUGGUUAGAACUCUGAACAGGAGCAGCCUGUGCUGCAACAUUUUGCUGCAGGCUCCUUUGGUUUUCUUUGUCACACACCCUGUGAGCUUUUUUUCCUGUCAUCUUUUCAAAGGGCAGCUGCCUGCCUGCAGCAGCAGCAGAUCAUUGCAAAAUCCUGGUGGUCAAUAGGACAAGCUGCCUUGAGAGUUCUUUUCUUGAUGAGGAAGAGUAAAGUAGAUUUGGACAGGGCAAAUGAAAAGAAAUAAAAAUAAAUUCAGUUCACUAGCCAUCUUGCAGAUUGAUGCAGGGCGAUAGAGUGACCACAGAGCCACUCCUGGAAACCAGGUCAGAGAUGCCACAAGGAAUGCAGAAGGUUAGGGUGAAUGACUCCUGGUGGCAUAAGCAAGCGAGUUGAACCACUGGUAGAAAGCAAAUGCAGCAGAUUAAAUGUAGGUCAAUAGAUAAUUUGAUCUGAGGAAAAUUCCUUCCCUAUACAGCUUUUAAAAAGCUGUGGUUUUACAUAAUGAUUUGGACAGACCAAAGCUUUACUCACCUGGAGUUGAGAGGGUAUUGAAUGUCCUCAGUGUUCCAGGCUUGGAAAUGGAAAAUAUCAGGGGGUGUUGUUAAUGAAAUACCCCCCUCCCAACUCCCCAAGCACAUUUAGUUGUGGCACUUACAAGUCCUGACAGCUGAUUUCAAUGUUUUCAACAUGGAAGCUGUACCCAUACUUCGCACAAUGCAAACUAACUAUACGUUUGUUCCCUCAUCCUGUUCAGCUUGAGCGCCCUACAUUUGCUCUGGUUGGACAGAAUGGAAACUGAGUGCCUUGAUACCCCUUUCACAAUUUCUAUUAUAGUUUCCAUAUUCAUGUUUUUUUAAAAAAUAACAAUAAGCAUAUGAAUAGGAUUGCUAAUAAUGUUCAUAGUAGUACAUAGUGUAUCAUACAUAUAUAUUCACACACUUCUGUAUGUAUGUACACAGCUUCUUACAAUUCAGUCUACUCUUCAAGUACAAAAGGUUUGUUAAUUGAGGUUGAGAAUUUCUGACAAUUUAAUAUUUUUCCAGCAUCAAAAUACUUCUAGAAGACUCAUUCAUUUUAUAUCUCCACCAAGGAUUCAAAGCAUAUUGCAUUAUUUCAUUCUGUAUCUUUGGGCUCCUUUGGGAUAUAAAUUCAAUAAACAACUGCUUUAUAUAUUAAAAAGAGUUUCUCACUUUGCUUUCCUUCUCUCUCUUCCCUAAUCGUGUCAAUGCAAUGUUGAGGAUGCCCUCUGUUAGCUUUCUAACCCUUACAUCUCAAGAGUGGUUUGUUAAGUGAGACUAUAACAGAUGAGGCCACUGAUUCUUAACCUUAAAAAAGACUUGGUUUUGAGCUGAGCUGGUGUCAGUUGUCAAUAUGGACAUGGGCUGUUUUCCCAGUACGUGCCUCUCUCAUUAACAGACAUCUGGUAGAAGCUAGCAUGUGGUUCUGGGUGGUGCCCUUGAACUUGAGUCCCAAUGGGAGAUUUUCCAGUAGGGAAGUAGAUUCUUUACAAAAAGUACUGUGCACUUGUGGCACUGUUCCUCAUUAGAUCAGGGCAGCCAUAACAAGGGCAGAGGGCCCAGCAAAUUUGUGCUGGGGCUACUCUGUGUUGGUGGAUCUGCUUAGGUGGACCCAGGUCUUAUCCUGUAGCCACUUCUAUUUCUCCUGUAUUACUGAAAAUGACAGCAUAGGCCCAACAAGUGACAAAAGUCCUCACAACAAUGGGCAGGUGUUGGGGCUGGUUUUCAACAUUGUGAUAUAUCAGCAGCUAAAUACCGCAAUAUUCUGAUCUAUAACGAUGUCUGGAAUGUAUCUCAGUUGCUUCUUCCUCUGCACCUUAGGGAAAGAAGCAGCAGCCAAGAUACAUCGUCCAGCUCUUCUGUUGUUGUUGUUUAGUCGUGUCCGACUCUUCGUGACCCCAUGGAGCAGAGCACGCCAGGCACUCCUGUCUUCCACUGCUUCCUGCAGUUUGGUCAAACUCAUGCUGGUAGCUUCGAGAACACUAUCCAACCAUCUUGUCCUCUGUCGUCCCCUUCUCCUUGUGCCCUCCAUCUUUCCCAACCUCAGGGUCCUUUCCAGGGAGUCUUCUCUUCUCAUGAGAUGGCCACAGUAUUGGAGCCUCAGCUUCACGAUCUGUACUUCCAGUGAGAACUCAGGACUGAUUUCCUUCAGAAUAGAUACGUUUGAUCUUCUUGCAGUCCAUGGGACUCUCAAGAGUCUCCACCAGCACCAUAAUUAAAAAGCAUCAAUUCUUCGGCGAUCAGCCUUCUUUAUGGUCCAGCUCUCACUUCCAUACAUCACUACUGGGAAAGCCCCAAAAGCUUUCCAGCUCAGUUGGGCUGGGUAGCAGUGGAGCAUAUCCCCGUGCUGCCCAUGCCAGGGGCGCAGAGGGUGCCCUCCUGCAUGCCACAGAGUAGGAGAGGGGCAGGGAAGCUGCUGCCCACACUUCUCCUGCUCUCCUCCCCCAGGUCAGGCCUUACCUGGGAGCAGAACUGUGCUAGGCACAAGCACCGCAGCUAAGAUGCAGCGUGGAGCCAGGAUCUGAUGAAGGAGCCUGCUGUGCGAGCGCCUGUUUGUUUCCACUUUCAAAAUUGUGCCCGGGGCCAUGGCACCCCUGGCAUCCCCAUGCUACACCUCUGGGGCUGGGCAAUGUAACUCACUAGAGGCUUCUCAGACUUUGUGUGCUCAUCCCGGGGGAGUUACUGUGCGGUGUGGUCCGUGUCCGAUCUGAGGCUGAAGUAGGGUCCAAGGCAGGGAGUCAGGUGUGGCCAGGAACUCUGGCAGAAAGCAGAACAGGGUGCCGGCAGGAACAGGUAACCAACAAUGUUGCUCCCGCAACCUGGGACUGGGUGGGCUGGCCUUUAUCUCCUCUGAGGCAUAGGGCAGCCCCAGUCCACAGGUGACCCGCCUCUCCUGGCCUGGAGGCGAGCACUCCUCCUGCGAGAACUUAGUUCCCUCCGCCUCUCUGCCCUGAGCCUCUGCAGCUCAGGAGAGGCUGGAGGGUUACUGGACCCAGAGGCAACCUCACCUUCCCCUGACAGACCUCCGGAGCCAGAGUGGAUUCAGCUGGUGUCUGCUCCUGAGGAUCUGGCACAGGUGAGGGCCCUUCAGGUUCAAGCCCCUGCCCUGGUUCAGCCAGCCCUGGAGGCGGGGACUCCGGCGCAGGCUGGGAUUCCUCAGGUUCAGCCUCUGAAUCCGAUUCCCAGGCCACCACACUUUGCCUGCCUGCACCUUUGCCGUUUGCAGAUCUGCAGCCACCACAAUGUAUUCCCAGCUCAAAAUGUCUUAAACUGGUAUCGCGAUCUGAAUGCUAUACCAGUUUAAGAAAAUUUACCAGUAUAUCGCCCAGCUCUAGCGGGUGUGUUUGUGUCCAGAGUCUUAUGUAAUUGGUUGGCCUGCUACUCUUGAGAUAAAACCAAAGUUCUUUCGGAAGUGCACUAGGUGACUUUUAAGGAUAUUUGAAGUCCCACUGGGAGUUCUCUUAAACAACCAUCUUAUUACAAUUUGGAUUUGCUAAGUGGCAUUGGCUUCUCAAGUGGAAACUGCCCAAUGAGGGAUAAAAUGCAGCAUUAGUAAAUGAUAUGUCCCAGGCUAGUCAAGCAUCAGUGAGGGAGAUGAGAAUUUGUAGGUCAAAUGCUUGCCCCAGGUGGUGUUGCAUGAGUUUGAGUGUGUUUUGAUUAUAUCUGUCAAAAAGGCAUAUCACUUAAAAUUCAGUCUUUCCCUAGGUAAGCAGUUGCUUUCUGGAAAUAUGUAAAUCAUCUGUGUGGAGUUAAGUACACCUGUACUUUGGGACUGGGGGCUUUAGGGACUAGAGACAUUGACUCUUCUUGUCGUCUCUUUUCACUGUACUUUGGGCGCACAGGUUUCAAUUGCUGCUUGCUCAAUGCUCUUUAAUCUCCAGACGUAUGUAUUUCAAGGGUCACUUGUAAUUUUGGUUAGGUGACAGCAGGAAUUUGAGAAGCGUCUGUCUUGGUGUGCUUUGUAAUGGACUUUUAUGAAACUGUAGCUGGUGAAAUGAGAGCUGAACUCUUAUCUAAAUGCAGCCAUAAGAGGUGUGCUUGAAACCACCACCACCUUGCUAAUGAGGAAAGGUUGGCGUCUGGAAAGAAGUCUCUUCUGAUGUUGGAGUUAAAAUGUUGGACUUGGAUCUGGAAGUUGUUGUUGUUUAGGUGUUUAGUCGUAUCCGACUCUUUGUGACCCCAUGGACCAGAGCACGCCAGGCACUCCUGUCUUCCACUGCCUCCCGCAGUUUGGUCAGACUCAUGUUUGUAGCUUCGAGAACACUGUCCAACCAUCUCGUCCUCUGUCGUCCCCUUCUUCUUGUGCCCUCAAUCUUUCCCAACAUCAGCGUCUUUUCCAGGGAGUCUUCUCUUCUCAUGAGGUGGCCAAAGUAUUGGAGCCUCAGCUUCACAAUCUGUCCUUCCAGUGAGAACUCAGGGCUGUUUCCUUCAGAAUGGAUAGGUUUGAUCUUCUUGCAAUCCAUGGGACUCUCAAGAGUCUCCUCCAGCACCACAAUUCAAAAGCAUCAAUUCUUCGGUGAUCAGCCUUCUUUAUGGUCCAGCUCUCACUUCCAUACAUCACUACUGGGAAAACCAUAGCUUUAACUAUACGGACCUUUGUUGGCAAGGUGAUGUUUCUGCUUUUUAAGAUGCUGUCUAGGUUUGUCAUUGCUUUCCUCUCAAGAAGCAGGCGUCUUUUAAUUUCGUGACUGCUGUCACCAUCUGCAGUGAUCAUGGAGCCCAAGAAAGUAAAAUCUCUCACUGCCUCCAUUUCUUCCCCUUCUAUUUGCCAGGAGGUGAUGGGCCCAGUGGCCAUGAUCUUUGUUUUUUUGAUGUUGAGCUUCAGACCAUAUUUUGCACUCUCCUCUUUCACCCUCCUUAAAAGGCUCUUUAAUUUCUCCUCACUUUCUGUCAUCAAGGUUGUCUCAGCUGCAUAUUGGAUCUGGAAGAACAAGGUUCAAAUCCCCAUUUAGUUAUGAAGCUCAGGUCCUCCUUGCAUGUCGCUGGGUGAUCUUGAGUCAGUUACUGUCUAUCAGUUUAAUCUACUUCACAGGGGUGUUGUGGGGAUAAAAUGGGGGAGAACCAUGUAUGCCACCUCAAGCUUCUUGGACAAAAGAUGGAACAGAAGUGUAAUAAAUGGGAUUUGUGGCCAAUACAAAAAUUCCAAUGUGACUUUGUGCAUUUUUGCUAGGAAGUGAGAAGCUGACUACGCUCUCCCACCUGUGAUUGCGUUGCACCCGCUUUAAAUUUAUUUACUUGCUAUAUUUUUGGCCAUGCCCCAUCACCAAAAGGGUUCACAAGAUGACUCACAGCAUUAUAAAAUAAUAAUAAAAUAAUCGGUAAUCACAAAAUAGAGCAAAAAGCAGCAAAAGUCAAAUAGAGAUUGUUGUGCUUGUGGUCUUUAGCAUUCCUGGAAAUGUUUUUGGAAUUGGAGGAAGAACACUGAAAGCUGCAGCGACUUGCCUCUAAAUAUGUGUGUGUUUUGCAACGCUUUGGUAGAUGCAUGAAGAUAGCACAAAUUAUAGUGGCUGUAAAUUCAGGAACGAAGAUCGAUGAGGUGGAUUUGUGCCAGGAAGUACUUGCCUCUUCACCACCCCCUUCCAAUAAGCUGCUUUCAUGUUUAAAAUAUAACAAACGAAGAGCUGAAAAAUUUGACUGUGGUUGAAAUAAGACCGAGAUUCCCCCCUAAAUGCCUUCAGUAAUAAGUCCCGUCAGUUCCUUAGUGCACUUUAAUAGAGAGUGCAAAUUUUAAUACUGUAGCAACAAUAUCUACUGCGCCAACAACGAAUCCAACAGUGCAGAUGUAAGUUAAUGGGCGUUAAGGAUUAAAUAUUAGUUCUGUUUUAGAGGUGACUGGGUCAUUGGGAUCCUCAAGUACCUGAGGAUGAACAGCAUAGGUUCAGCCAAAAGGCAUUUAGGCUGAAGCUGUUGAGUUGAUUUGAAAAGUUGAAUACAGUAGUACCUUGGUUCUCAAACGCCUUGGAAUUCAAACAAUUCGGAACCCAAAUGUUGCAAACCUGGAAGUAAGUGUUCCAGUUUGAGAACUUUUUUUGGAAGCUAAAUGUGCUCCGUUUUGAGUGUUAUGCUUCCGAUUUGAGUGCCACACUUCCAUUUGGAGAGUUACACUGACAAUUUGAGUGUUACACUUCUGUUUUGAGUGCCACACUUCUGAUUUGAGUGCCAUACUUCCGUUUUGAGUGUUACACUGAGGUCUGUCUGUUUUUGCUAUUUAUUUUGCAUUUUUGUUUGCGGCUUUUUGUUUUGUUUUUGUGACUGUGUGGAACCCAGUUCAGCUACUGAUUGAUUGAUUGUGUGACUGCAGUUUAUUGUUUAUUGACUGCAGUGACAUUGUUUAUUGCUUUCAUUUUAUGGAUCAAUGGUCUUGUUAGAUAGUAUGUAAAAUUCAUGUUAAAUUGCUGUUUUAGCGGUUGUUUUUAAAAGUCUGGAACAGAUUAAUCCAUUUUGCAUUACUUUCUAUGGGAAAGCCCAUCUUGGUUUUGGAACGCUUUGGUUUUGGAACAGACUUCCGGAACGGAUUAAGCUUGAGAACCAAGGUACCACUGUAGGUGAUUCUGGAAGGUAGCUUCCUGUCGCUUAAGGGUUGGAAUUCUCACAUUUCCAUAUUCAUGUAGCGUGAUUGCAUGUACAGUGGUACCUUCGGUUACAUACGCUUCAGGUUACAUACGCUUCAGGUUACAGACUCUGCUAACCCAGAAAUAGUACCUCGGGUUAAGAACUUUGCUUCAGGAUGAGAACAGAAAUCGUGCUCCAGCGGCGUGAAAGCAGCAGGAGGCCCCAUUAGCUAAAGUGGUGCUUCAGGUUAAGAACAGUUUCAGGUUAAGUACGGACCUCCGGAACGAAUUAAGUACUUAACCCAAGGUACCACUGUAUAUAACCAUACAUGCUUAGAACUAUCCUAAUAUACUGUUGUUGUUGUUUAGUCGUUUAGUCGUGUCCGACUCUUCGUGACCCCAUGGACCAGAGCACGCCAGGCACUCCUGUCUUCCACUGCCUCCUGCAGUUUGGUCAGACUCAUGCUGGUAGCUUCAAGAACACUGUCCAGCCAUCUCGUCCUCUGUCGUCCCCUUCUUCUUGUGCCCUCCAUCUUUCCCAACCUCAGGGUCUUUUCCAGGGAGUCUUCUCUUCUCAUGAGGUGGCCAAAGUAUUGGAGCCUCAGCUUCACGAUCUGUCCUUCCAGUGAGCACUCAGGGCUGAUUUGUUUAAGAAUGGAUACGUUAUAUACCAGUAUACUAGAAUUUAUAGUAAAUUGUCUGCCAGUUUCCAACAAGCAGUGCUGUGGCCAAGAUUCCCCGGAGGAAGCGUCUGGGUGGUACUGCUUUAGACGGCAAGUGGGAGUGAGUCUGACAUGAUGGAAUGCUUCUCCAUGCAAAAGAAACUUCCCUCGGCCAAACUAGCACGUCAGGGGAGAAUGCCAGGGCCUUUCUUCCUCACGUGCUAGAUCUUAAAAGAGAGGAGAGUUUCUUUUCCACUAGGGGCAUUUCUAACAGGCCGCCCCACCUACGCUGUGAAGUGGUGCAGUCCACCUGGAACUAUGUCACUUUUAGUGAGAACCGGGCAUUUUUUCUCAUAUAUUAAGCAGACCAGGGUGUUCACGAAUGAAAAUUCAUGCUUUGUAGACUCUCACACAAUACCUUUUCAACUGCAGUUGGCCAAACACAUUUUUAAAGUAAAAACCUCCUGCUAAUGGUCGACCUCCUGGGACGCCGAAGCACCACAUUAUAGUAACAUAUUGUUGUUGUGUUAACACCUUGUUCCAUUGAUUAGCACAUGAGAACAUCCCUGUGGACAUGUUACAACUCCCAGUGCUCACCCAGGAGGCCAAUUCAAUUAGUUCUGUAAGUGGAAUUUGCGCAAAUACUUAAUAAUGGGAUUGCUACUUGCGAUAAUGUCUCCCCACUCCCUCACACCUAUUGGAUAGCGAAAACUCGCUGCUCUGAAGGUAGAGCCAUAGGGUUCGUUUUCCUCUCCUUCUUAAUCAAGUUCCAUCAAGUGCCUUGAUGAUCUUGCUUAAAGCCAAACUUGCAUUCUGCUAACUUGUGUUCUGUAUGUACAGGGACGCGGGUGGCGCUGUAGUCUAAACCACUCAGCCUCUUGGGCUUGCCAAUCGGAAGGUCAGCGGUUCAAAUCCCCAUGACGGAGUGAGCUCCCAUGGCUCUGUCCCAGCUCCUGCCAACCUAGCAGUUCAAAAGCAUGCCAGUGCAAGUAGAUAAAUAGGUACCACUGUGGCAGGAAGGCAAUCAGCCUUUCCAUGCGCUCUGGUUUCCGUCAUGGUGGUCUGUUUCACCAGAAGUGGUUUAGUCCUGCUGGCCACAUGACCCGGAAAAACUGUCUGCGGACAAAUGCUGGCUCCCUUGGCCUGAAAGCAAGAUGAGCACUGCACCCCAUAGUCGCCUUUGAUUGGACUUAACUGUCCAGGGGUCCUUUACCUCAUCAAUAGGAGUAUAGCAUCUAGAUCAAGGGAAGUAAUAGUGCCACUGUAUUCUGCUCUGGUCAGACCUCACCUGGAGUACUGUGUCCAGUUCUGGGCACCACAGUUCAAGAAGGACACUGACAAACUGGAACGUGUCCAGAGGAGGGCAACCAAAAUGGUCAAAGGCCUGGAAACGAUGCCUUAUGAGGAACGGCUAAGGGAGCUGGGCAUGUUUAGCCUGGAGAAGAGGCGGUUAAGGGGUGAUAUGAUAGCCAUGUUCAACUAUAUAAAAGGAUGUCACAUAGAGGAGGGAGAAAGGUUGUUUUCUGCCGCUCCAGAGAAGCAGACACGGAGCAAUGGAUCCAAACUACAAGAAAGAAGAUUCCACCUAAACAUUAGGAAGAACUUCCUGACAGUAAGAGCUGUUCGACAGUGGAAUUUGCUGCCAAGGAGUGUGGUGGAGUCUCCUUCUUUGGAGGUCUUUAAGCAGAGGCUUGACAACCAUAUGUCAGGAGUGCUCUGAUGGUGUUUCCUGCUUGGCAGGGGGUUGGACUCGAUGGCCCUUGUGGUCUCUUCCAACUCUGUGAUUCUAUGAUUCUAUGAUUCUACCUUUACCUAUUCUGGAAUUGUUUUCAUGCUAGAACAGGUAAGGAAAAAGUAUUGGGGUGGAGGAAAGUAUUUUAGGUUGGUUAUGCAGAACAGCUGGGUAAAUGAAUGAACGUGUUUUGAAAUAUCAUGACUUCCAGGAAGUUCUCCCUGCUUUGCCCCAUGUAAUUUCUCCCCGUUAGCUUACAAGUAGUAAACGAAUUGGCCUAGAAGUCAAUGUGCUCAGAAGGUGGCUGUCCGUGCCCCAUGUAUUCUGGUAAUACUGAGGGCAGGACGUCGAGCUUCUCAGCUUGGUAAUUCCUUUUUAAUAGAACUGUGAGGUUGAGGACAUUUGCAGGGGAGAACGGAGGGUUUGUCCAACUCUUCCCCACCCGCUGUCUCCGACAAAUGAGGCCAUAUUAAAAUGCUUCCCCCACUCCACCCAAAAAAAUAUAGGGUUCUGAAAUGAGUAAGCCACGCUGAGGAGAAAACAGCAAUUUCAGGGGACGAUGGGGAGAUGUGGACCAACCUCUCAUCUGCCAAGCUUCCCCUAGAAGAGCCACACCUGUGUGUGUCUUAAUCAGGGCUUGUUUUGGGCAAAACUUGCCGGAACUCAGUUCCGGCUCCUCUCAGGUGGGCGCCAUUGCCGUUAUAAGCGAACAAGGGAGGUGUUCAUGGUGAAUUCUGGCACCUCUUUAUCUAGAAAAGAAACCAGCACUGGUUUUAAUCAAGCAAAUGUGCUUCUCAAGAUAAUGGAUUCUAACAGUUGGGUAGAAGGGGUAGGAAUAUGAGGGGGCUAAGGCCAGCAGAGCUCCCAGACCCUUUGCUUUAAAAGAAAAAAAAAAGGGGGGGGGUCAAAUCAGGUAUUCCUGAUGAAAGCUAGAACACAAAAUAUGGGCCUAGCCUUUUCUGUGGUGGCUUCCCAUUUGUGAAAUGCUGUAGUGACUUGUCACUUGAGAGCCAUCCUGACAUGUCUUUAGGCUCUAGGCAAAAACAUUCCUCUUUAUCUAGGCCUUCAGCUGUUAAAUAAUCUAUGGCCUGUUAAAGGUGUGUGUGAGGUGGGGGCUGUUAUAAUGAUUUUUAAUAAUAAUAAUAAUAAUAAUAAUAAUAAUAAUAAUAAUAACUACUGCUAUUAUAUUACUAGGCUUUGAUUUAUGAUUUUACGAUUAUGCUCUGUAAAAUAUGUUUUUAACGUUAGGCACUGCCCUGAGAGCUUUCGAUAUUUUUAUUCUUUUUGAAUUUUUAUACCUCCCUAGACCCGGAGGUCUCAGGGCGGCUCACAGAACAAAAUAAAGAGCGGUGUAUAAAUCAAAUUGAAGAAUAAUAACAAUACUACUGCUUUGGGGCUCAGUAGGCCACACCAUUGCUAAGGGCAGUAAGUCACUGUUGCUAAGCAACCAUAAGAAGGAAUGUUGACACCUGAGACUGGGGAAGAGGCCCCUCUCGGAGCAGCAACCAGAAGCAGAAGAAGCUGGCCAGAGGAAGUAUACUGGGGUACGUUACUUGAAGCACCUUCCUGCCAUCAACGUUACUUCAUUCACUCAGGCUGCUUAGCAGUGCUACUGUUUCACACCAUAACAGAAAUGUUUGCAAAAGGUGAAAUACGUUUUGUUAACAAAAUAACUAACAAAGCUGAGACCAGAAGAAGAAAUCUAGGACAACUUGGCUGUCAAGGAAAUAAUUUAAUAAUCUAGCUUAACGUUAGGGAUGAUUCAUGCAUCACCUCUCCAACCCGGAUUAGUGCACGUGAAAAGUGUUUUGCAUGUGGAGGAGGGGGAUGCAGGGAGCUUUAAGCCUCGAGGAAAGUCCUUGCAUUUGUUGCAACAUGUUCUGCUUGGAAAAACAGACGCCAGCAGUGCUUGGGAGGAGCCAGUUGUCCAAAACCGCAGAGUGAGAGGCGCUGGGAAACUGCACAUGUCAUGCAUGCCAAUUCCCCGUUGCUUAGCUUGUCAGGUUGUACUUGGAGUGCUUACAUGAAGCAGACCAUGUACAAACAGCACUCUGCGGGACCUGGCAAACCCAAUUGCCAUCUGCCUUCAUCCACUGUCUUUUGCAAUAUAAAUGGUUCAGGCUGCAGCUUCUUAGAAACCGGAGGCUUGAAAAUAGAUACUUAGGCAAACACGUUCAUGCAAAUUAUCCAGUCAUUAGUGUGAGAGAGCUGGGGAAACCCCUUCUUUCGGCAUACCUCUUGUUCCUCCCUCCCCAUCCAUAAUUAAUAAUAAUAAACCCCAACACAGCAGCCCUUGGUCCCCUGGCUGGGCCUGGCUGUCCCACUGAAAAAGGAGGUAGUGACCCAGGACUAGCCCAAGACAUUGGGCUGCCUGAGAUGUCCCACCGCCUUUCAGUCCAUACACAGAAGCAAACCUGAUUGGCAGUUAAAUCUGCCACUUGAACACUAGCAAUGGGACACCAAGAUCCUGUCCAGCUGUGGCAGGCUUACUUAGAAGAAGAAGAGGAAGAGUUUGGAUUUGAUAUCCCGCCUUUCACUCCCUUUAAGGAGUCUCAAAGCGGCUAACAUUCUCCUUUCCCUUCCUCCCCCACAACAAACACUCUGUGAGGUGAGUGGGGCUGAGAGACUUCAAAGAAGUGUGACUGGCCCAAGGUCACCCAGCAGCUGCAUGUGGAGGAGCGGAGACGCGAACCCGGUUCCCCAGAUUACAAGACUACCGCUCUUAACCACUACACUACACUGGCUCUCUAACUUAGGGUUAGGUUAGGGAUACAGAGCAGUCUACCUGGCACACACAGCUCUGUCCUUUAGCACCUCAGUGCUGCUUGCUGCCCUUCAGGAAGUGUGUCAGUGUGGCACAGCUGUUUGUUUGUUUGUUUAUUAAAUUUCUAUAUAGUCAUACCUCGGGUUACAGACACUUCAGGUUGCGCGUUUUUGGGUUACGGACGUGCCAAAACUCGGAAGUACUGGAACGGGUUAUUUCUGGGUUUCAGCGCUCGCGCAUGCGCAGAAACACUGAAUCACAACCCGCAUGUGUGCAGACGAGUUGCGGGCUCUGCGGGCUGCGAACAUGCCUCCCACACGGAUCGCAUUCGCAACCCAAGCGUCCACUGUACCACCCUUCAUCUGAGGACCACAGGACGGUUUACAAUAUAUAAGCACAAAAAUACAUAGCUUAGUAACAAACAGAAACAAUGCCCCUCCAUAUAUGGUUUAAAAGACCACCGAUGAUUUAAUGAGCCCAAGCUCUGUGAGAAGAGGCAUGUUUUUGCUUGGUGCCUAAAGAGAUGUAACCUCACUUAAAGAUAAGGUGCCAGGCAAGACUCCCUGAGGAGAGCAUUCCACAAACGGGGAGCCACCACGAAAAAGGCCUCCCUCCAGACUACUGGAGGGUGUUGCCACCCUCCAGACUACUCACCAAGGAGGCACACGAAGAAGGGCCUCAGAUGAUUAUUGCAGCAUCUGGGUUGAUACACACGGGGAGAGACAGUUCUUAUGAAUGCUGGACCAGGACCUGGGAGAUCUGGGUUCAAAUCCCCACUCAGCCAUGAAGCUCGCUAGGUUAUAUUGAGCCAGCCACAGCCUCUCAGCACCACCUGCCCCACAAGAUUGCUGUUGUGCCAAUGCAGGUGGCUUCUGUAUGGGGCAUGAGGAGGUCAGGUGGCAUUUUGCCUUUUGCCUUGGGCAGUAAAAUGUAUUGUGAUGGUCCUGGCUGACUUCUACAGGAUGAAAAAGCUGAUACUUCUGAAAGCAGGAAGAGCAGUGCAAUGAACUAUUGGCUACGAUUGCCAUUUCCAUUUUAAAAGGACAGAACUCCGUUUGGGGAAAUAGCUAGCAAAGCAGUCUUUUCAAUUAUUCUGUGUAUUUCCACGUCUCGUUCCUAGAAUAGAGCACUUUGAUCUUCCCAAUUUUUAUCCUUUUCCCAAUUGCUCUUAAAUACUGGUGGGAGGACGAGGAUUCUUCAGACUACCCAGUGAGGUGUAAAUUAGAAAUUCUUUCCUCCCUGGACUAACAAAUAGUCCAAUUCUCAGGGUGACAAAUUCGAAUCAAUGAAGAACUGAAAUCUUAUUUUAGAGUGAGCUUCCCCUGAUGUGCUUUUCACAAACCUCCACCUCCUGUAGUUUGUUCUACUACUAGGAUAUUGACUGAUGAAGAGGUGGGUGGUGACUUUUCAACCACUCUUGACAGUCUUUUCCUAUUAAGGGGGCUGGACUCAAGCUCCCCAAGAGAUUCUGUUGCCCGUGGGUGAAUUCUUGUUUUCUGUUUAUUUGUUUUCUGACAUGUGCUGGAGAGUAAUGGAGGAUGUCUCUGUGCUUCUUAGGCUCACUGGGCAAUGGAACUUUCUGUAAAGAUGGCAAGCAAAAAGAACUUACCUCCAUGGGACCGAGAGCUUUUAAGAAUUAGCUUUUUACAAAUUUAGUCUUCUGAAUUCAGUGUUUUCUUCAUCAGUUGCACUAAUUUGCCCCAGCAUUGAAUCUUCUAUACCUAACUAUACGCAAAAAUGCUCUGUUGCAGUACACACUGCUGGUACACAUUUAUUUUGAUUUUAUAGACAAAUCGGCUCCUCCCUUAAAGAAGGCAUGUAUUGUGGUGAGACCUGGAAGACUGACACUCUGUGUUGUGGGUGGGUACGAUUGGUCAGCCACAACACCAGAUUGGUAGAUCCUUCGUAGCUGGGUGCAAUCUGGCCAAUGGGAUGCAGUCCAAACGGUUCAAGGGACCUAUUUAUGCCCAUGCAUGUGACCCAGAGCUUCCUCUUUUGGCCCGUGCAUUCAGAACACCUGCCCACCUCUUCCUACUUUUAGGGCUUUGCGCUUGACCUUGCUAUGCCGUCGUGUGUCGUCUGUCGUUGGGACAGGGGCAUGGCAGGAAUUUUCCCCACUUGGCUGAUUGGCUGUUGCCAUUUGGGUUUUGCCUUCCCAGUAGCAAAUCGUCACAACUUGUAAGGUUGCGGAUAGGCUCUGGUUCAGGUGAUAGGGAUGGGAAGGGUAUUCCGUUAAAGGAAUCCAGGGACUUAAUGGUUUGGUCAACCUCUGAGAGGGGGUUGUGCCCAUGCCAGAGUCUAGGGGGACAUUUGGGUGGCGGAGAUAGCCUGUUCCUGGCUUUCUGCUUAUCCAGGUGUUCACACUUGGCUGACCUAUGAUGGAACCCUGGGUCAGCGCUACCUGCAUGGCAGGAAGCUAGUCGAACCAGAGCCUAUGCAACCGGUCACUUUCUGUAAUCAAUAAAGUUGUGGCCUAAAUUCUGCCAAAAACCAAAACCAAAAUUUGAGUCAAGUGUGAAUUUAUUUAAAGGGGGAGGUUUCUGGGUCUGAACACACAACUGGUAGACCUCAAUCACAUAUUUGGAAGCUGAACCUGUGAGUUGGGACAAGCCAAAUAAAUACAAAACUGUGUUUGUACUAAUUGCCUCAGAAAACAUUGGUUCCUAUUUGUUUUUAAUGCUAAGUGAGCCAAAAUAAAAGUGAGCAACCUGGGAGGUUAAUUAGAAUAAUUAUAAUUUUUGCUACUUGGAGCUCUUUUUAAUUUUAUGAGCCUCUCCUGGGCACUCCUAGGAUGGUAGUGGAAGGGAAAUACAGAAUAGGAGGAUUCCAGGAUGUGUGUGCCUGUCUCCUCAUCCCCAGAGCAGGAGCAAUGUCAUCAUCUUCCAGAGCACCAGGAUAACUGAUGGACUGUCUUUGCUCUGGUACAUAACUGAAGUGAUGAUGAGGUUUUCAGGAUUUUUGAUUUGUUUUGGUGACUUGUUAGCAUAGAGCAAGGCAGAGAAGCAAGGAGAAUAAUAAAGUAGGGGCUGGAUACUUCUCUCCUUUUGUUUGAUGGGCUUCUUACUUCAGGCUGACACUCUCUUAAGUGAUAACACGUCUUUGCAGAAUUGGUUUGCAUUACUAAUUAAAAGCCAUCAGCUGCAUUUCAGGUGGCUGAAGAUCUUUUAUUAAUGCUCAGUGCAUAUUUUUUUUACAAGUUAAAACUGCAGCUGAAACAAUAUGCACAGGUUUUCUGGGAGUUGUGCUAAUAAAUUUAAUUAGUAAGCUAAAUCCUGCUGCCUUUGCUCAGUGUAUUUGUGUGUGCAUAUCACAAUGGACUUAUAUAGCUGCCUGCAUUUUGGGAUUCUUUGUUGGGGUUUCUAGAUCCUCGUGGAGGAUAUGUGAUUUCAGAGGAUUACGGCAAGCCCCUGCAUUUCACUGCUCAGUUAACAUGGUUCUAAAAUCCAGCAGCUCAUCCCAGCUCAUGAAACAUGGUUCUAUAAUCUAGCAGUUGUGAAACGGUUCUUGCAUAUAACUGGCAGCAGGAUUUGUAGGAAAAGCAGGAGGGGCAGAAUGUAGAAUGGCAAUGUGUACGAAGGAAACAUCUGAAAAUACUUAAGUAACAUGUUGUAUACUUCAAGGGAGGCUGGGACAGAGAGUUAAUGACAGAGAGGCUCCUACUUGUGUGGAAAUAUUCUCAGAAAACAAACUCUAAAAUAGAUGGAGGAAGUCGGACAUCACAGAUUUGAGACGGCAUCCCCUGGAGGGAAGCAAACUUAAAAUGCCUGGCUUUGCAAUGUGCUCAGCCUCUGAGGUGUUGGGUUACUUUGCAGUUGUCCUCUGAUCUUGUCCAGCAAUUGAGAGGAGUUAGAAUAACGUGUUUGUGUUGCAAGGCCUGCUCACGUUUUGAAGGGGUGGUAACGGUGGAAUUAAGCAACUGUGUUUUGGUUGGCACUGGGAGUAUCUAUAGUAAGACUUAAAAUAAAUACUGGCAAGUGUUAUCUUCAGCAUUGCGUAGGGCAAGGCCAGUAAAGUGUGCUGUUUUCCUUGAGUACUUUAAGGGCACCUUUCUGUUCCACCAACUUUGUCUAAUGAGUUACCCAAACUCCUGUAUAAAUGAGAAAGGCAUGCACAUAAAUGAAUGGCAAUUUAUGAAUACUUCCUUUUGCUAGCUAGGGUGGUAUAUUUAGGCAUGCAAGAAGAGCUUUGCAAUGUGUUAAUACUGUGUCCUUUCUUUCUUUGCCAGGAUUCCACCAGUGUGACGUCAGUUUUUGUCCGAACAGACCCACAUGGAUUUUUCUUGUAUUGGACAGACCAAAAUAAGGUAGAUAUACAUUGAAGUACUUCAGCUCCCUCUUUGUGGUGGCUUCUUUUUCUGACCAAAUACCUUUUCUGACAUUUGUAACCCUGGUGUCUUUUUUUUUUUUAAAGGAUGAGAACUAGGGAUGGGUGUGUGUGUGAAUUUAAGCCAGUCCACAUUUAAAGAUUCACACUUAAUUCACUACCUAAAUCACACUUCCUGAAAGUUUUGCAAACCAAAGCACCGCAAUUCUUCAAAAGUCAUCCUUCCCUGAAUAUUGCAAUGCAGUUCUCAAGCCAAGUAAUGUGUACAAAACUGCAAAUACUAAGGUAAAGUGUACAUAAGAACACAUACCCUAGUGAAAGAAACAUACAAAAAUGCAUCCUAUUCGGGAAAAUUGCAUUGCAGAACAGUGUAUUUUAGGAAAAAAUGCAUACAAAAAUGUAUAUCUUAGGAAAAUUUUGCACUACAGCAUAGAUAAAUUUUCAUGAGGACAUUUUUUAACAGAAUUUGGAAAUGUGGGGGACUGUGUUUAAAUUUGGAAAAAUAAGAAACUGAGAGAAAGUGAAACUGAAAUUCACCCAUCCCCAGUGAGAACUCUGGACCAUUUCCGCAGAGUGUGGCCAUGUUUUCUAAAUACUUAUCAGUUCUACUUGAUAGGAACCUGGAAAAAAAUAUCUCAUUGACUUUUGAAGAUUACAAGCAGUGAGAAAGGAAGAGCAUUGAUGAUGAACAUUUAUAUGAAAGUCUUCAACUAUUUAUAUAGUCUGGUACUAGGACAUUCAUUUUGUGUUUCCUUGUUCCUGUAAAAAACAACAACCACUAGUACAUAUAUUGAAAUGAUACUCUAGGACAGGGGUCAUCAAACUUUAUCAGCAGGGGCCGGUCCACUGUCUCUCAGAACUUGUGGGGGGCCAGACUAUAUUUUGAAAAAAAUAUGAACAAAUUCCUAUGCCCCACAAAUAAGAGAUGCAUUUUAAAUAAAAGCACACAUUCUACUCAUGUAAAAACAUGUCUGCGGGCCGGAUUUAGAAGGCGAUUGGGCUGGAUCUGGCCCCCGGGCCUCAGUUUGCCUACCCGUGUUCUAGGAGGGUAUAUAUUUAUAGUAUUGUUGCUAUAUUCCUGACAAAUGCUUAAAUACCUAUAGCUUUUUAAAAGAGCAUUCGUUCAAGAUAAUUUGAAUUGGACUAUCACUGUGUGAUUAAAACCCAAUCUAUAAGGGUCAAGGAAGGAUAUUUCUCUUCAGCUGAUAAUGAUGGUUUUAGAAACAUUUGCCGAAAUGUAUCCUGAAAGGCUUUGUUUAGAAAAACAAAAAUAGAUCAGCUGCCUGAAAGCUUUGCUUAGAAACUUGAGUGUUUGUUUACGAUCAAUGCUGACAGCUAUUGAAAGAUUAGUUGCAAAAAAACUUGUAGGAAGAACUUGUGCUAAUGCCAGAGCUUGCUUAUAAUGUUGCUUACUGCAGAGGAGUGGUUAGAAGAUGUAGGCAGCUUGCCAAAAAUAUUCAUCCAUAGUUAGUUCUAAGCUAGCAGUAUGUACCUGGAGGAGGGGUAGGCAAAUCUGAGUUAAGGAACAUUAUCUGUUUUCUCCCCUUGCCUAAAAUAAAACAAUUUCACAGCUGGGCAAACAAAGGCUGAGGUUUUAUCAAAAGGGGAUGAAAUGUUCUGGAGAUGCAGACUUAACUUUUAAGGCUUCAGUUUGGUGUCUCCCUAAAGCUAAGUAAGUGUGACAAAAGAAUGACAAAACCUUGCAAACUGAAGACGAGGGUACAAACUUGACAUGUGUUGCCAAAGACCCAAUGGCUAUCAUUUCUCAGUUUCCAGUGCUAGGUAUUUAGCAUGUGUGGAGAAUCGGAAGAUCUUAGCAUGAACAAUAUGCAACUUCAUGUCUGAAAGCGAUGGAUUUCUUAUUGCGGUUAAUGAUCCUAUCUCAUAAUUGCCUUCUUGUUCAAAAUAAGAACUAAAAUACACGAAGAUGGGGAGAACUACAAAGUAUGAAAGAAUGCAAAUCUGCAAAUGGCUCUUCCUAUGUUUCUUUUACGUAAAGGGAAGGGCUUUGAUUUGGAGAAGGGGCACCGCGAAUGUGAAUUCUCUCCCCCUACCUUCAGUUAAGUUUCGUCUCUUCUGAAUUACUAUUUGAAGUUCCUGUUAUCAAUCCCCUCUCUGCUCUGUGACUACUAGUAGCUUCCGGGAGUGGCUUAUCAGGAAAAUGGUGCAGGGCAAAAGAGUGAAGCCCUCCUCCCUGAAUGUCAGUACAGAAUUCACUACACCUAAAGUGAAAAUAGAAAUAUCAGAAGAUCUGGUCUUGGCCCCAAGUCUUGAUAAGGUAAACGCUCUAGGCAAACAAGGGUCAUGUAAUACUUGGGCAAAUGGAUCUAUAGUAUCCACAGUCUUAAGAAGAUGGCAUUAAGAAAAGCUAGUGUGGAAUAAAGAGAAAUUUCUUGGAAAUAACAAUUAGGCUUAGGGGCGGAAUAUGAAUAUGUUAUUAAUAAAUAUUAAGGAUUAGAAUAGUAAUAAAGGAGAAGUUAGUAAAUGAAAGAAGUUAAUAUUAUUAGAAAAAUGAAUUUGGAGAACUGCUAAAUAGGUGAUAUAAUGAAAUUCAGUUAGAUGGAAUCACGGAAGUCAGUUAUUAAUGUAAUGAAAUUAGGAUUUGGAAGUAAAAAUUUGUUCUUAUGUGUGUGUGUUUUUGUAUUUUGUGUAUUGUAAUGUUUUUCUUUUUUUCUUUUUCUUUUUUUAUGUGAUAAAUGUG